GCCAUCUCCUCCUCCCUCACGCCUUCACCUUUCCCUUUUCCCUCCGUACUGCUUGCAUCAACCCAUUUGUCGUCAAUCAUCAUGGCGCCCCUCGAGGAGAUGCAGCAGGCCCAAGUCAACCGCUCCAUCCGCACCAUCAAGGCCGAGCUCGAAUACCUCUGCGAUGCCACCGUCAUCACCCCCCAAACCCUCUCCGACCUCCUCUCUCGCAUCCCGCCCCAGACCGCCCUCCACGCCCCCAUAUCCGUCGGCGCUCUGCCCAACGCUAUCCCGCAAAACACCGCCACCGGCCUCCAGGCGCCCAUGAACAACCUCAACCUUUCUCGCACGCAGACGAGCGCCAGCAGCAUCAACGAGAAGCAAGACUCCUCCUACCAACCGCCCGCUUCACCACAACCUCCUCCACCAACCUACGCUUCCCAACCACCGCAGGCUUCAUGGGCUCCGCUGUGUCAAGCCACCGCUCUCUACGCCUACACCUCUUCCGAUGCCGGCGAUCUCGAACUACAACCCGGUGAUGCAGUGAGUGUGACGGAGUACAUGAAUGCCGAGUGGUGGAAGGGCCGGUCGAGCCGCACGGGCGCAGAAGGCAUCUUCCCCCGAAGCUAUGUCAAGGUGUCGGAGGAGAAGGCGCAAGACAGCAACACAUCCACCUACGCCAACAACUACGGCAAUGCGCCGCUUGAAGUCUCGCAAAUGGGCGAUGGCACGGGCAGGGUGCCCAGCAAGACCCAGGAGCAAGGCAAGAAGUUUGGCAAGAAGCUAGGCAAUGCUGCCAUUUUCGGCGCUGGUGCCACCAUUGGGAGUAAUAUCGUUAACUCUAUUUUCUGAUACGAUUCGACGAGAGUGCUUUUCUGGAGGUGUAUCGAGCCUGGAGUUGCGGAUUUGGAAAGUAAGUGUGCUUUUAGAUUUCAAUCGGUAUAGAUUGUAGUGGCAGUGCAAUCGCCAUGCGGCCCACGGC
This is a messenger RNA of Neohortaea acidophila, 961 nucleotides long. Its product is annotated as SH3 domain-containing protein. Gene Ontology annotation, biological process: protein transport to vacuole involved in ubiquitin-dependent protein catabolic process via the multivesicular body sorting pathway. NCBI's taxonomy places the organism in Eukaryota, Fungi, Ascomycota, Dothideomycetes, Mycosphaerellales, Teratosphaeriaceae. The record is from RefSeq and is a predicted model, not a curated record. Gene Ontology annotation, molecular function: protein binding. The transcript is spliced from 2 exons. The coding region runs from base 82 to 831 and encodes 249 amino acids. Gene Ontology annotation, cellular component: ESCRT-0 complex.